AUGGUUGAGGUGCUUAUUACAUCUGAUUUAGUUUCUGUUCAAAAGACUUUCAGAACGAAUAUAACAUUGACAGAGUUAUGUACUAAAUUAAACAUUAUUACAGGUGUUGAACCAAAUGAUAUGAAAUUGAGAUUAUCAUACACAAAUUCUCACGAAGACAACAUUAUAGUUCCUAGUCGAGUUCAAGGUGUCAGCCUACCUUUGUCACCUAUCAAUUCAUUUCAAGUGUCUGCGAUUUCGGUAGAGGAUACAAAUGCAAGCUCUGUUACUAAUCAAUUGAAGAGAGACUCGUCGAACCCAGGUGGUGAAGUUGCAUUCAAAUUAUCUGAGGAAGAGUACGCUUCUAGGGAAUCGAGCGUCUUAAGAUGGAAGAAAGAUAAUCAAUUGGGGCGUUUCGAUCCAAAAUAUUUAGUCAAGAAAGAUGAAGAAUUAAAACUACAUAAAGAUAAAAUGAAUAAACUAGAAGUUGGACAAAGAUGCGCAGUGAAGACUGAGGACCAACCUGAAAGAAGAGGUUGGUUACGAUACUUAGGGAAAGUUCCUGAGAUCAAUGUUGAGGAUCUAUGGUGUGGUGUAGAAUUUGACGAACCUCUGGGUAAAAAUAAUGGUUCUUAUCAAGGCAUUCAGUAUUUUGGUCCUGUACCAAAUAAAUAUGGUGCGUUUGUGAAACCUAGAUUUGUGGAGACAGGAGCACAGUACAAACCGUUUGAUAUUGACUUCUCUGAUAGUGAGGAUGAUGAGAUAUGA
Molecule: messenger RNA, 747 nt
Organism: Maudiozyma barnettii
Lineage: Eukaryota; Fungi; Ascomycota; Saccharomycetes; Saccharomycetales; Saccharomycetaceae
Gene: ALF1
Product: Alf1p
Exons: 1
Coding region: 1-747 (248 amino acids)
Molecular function (GO): protein binding
Source: RefSeq, a predicted model, not a curated record